AUGACUGCAACCGAAAGAUCGCCGCUUGUCGAGAGUAAUUCAGCUGUCAGCGAACCGGAAAAUGGUGGACGGAAUUCCGAAAGGUCUUUCGGAUCGAAUCAGCCUGUCGUUCUAAUUAUCCUUGCGACGUUUCUCGGGGAGUUCCUUGCUAGUGCCGAUGAAUCACUCAUGACUGCCAUAUACACCACUGUGGCCUCUGAGUUCCGUAGUCUCUCGCAAGGGUCAUGGUUGCUGGUAGCAUACAACUUUGGAUACUGUAUUUCCUCUCCCGUGUAUGGCCUACUCGGAGAUCUCUUUGGACGCAAGAAUAUUAUCAUUUGGUCUUUCUGUUUCUUUUUGGUAGGAUGUAUUGCCUGUGGAGCCAGUACAUCUAUGAUCCAAUUAAUCACGGCCAGGUUUCUGGCUGGACUAAGUGGCGCAGGCGUAGUCUCGUUAGUUGCGGUCAUAAUCACUGAACUUGUUCCUCCCAGUGAUGUCGCGAUCUUUCGGAGCUAUGGGAACACGAUCAACAUAGUCGGACGCAGCCUGGGAGGGCCCAUUGGAGGCUUUCUGUCCCAGGCGGUAGGAUGGAGAUGGUACGUGUUCCUGCAGAUGUAUAUCGCCUACAGUCGCAGUGCGCUCAUCCCUACCACGGUUCCCUAUUUUAUCCGAGUACAUAAUGCGAGCGACUUUACCGCAUCCCUUGUUAACCUGGCCGCUAUGGCGGGCGUGCCUAUCGCAUCCUACCUCAGUGGCAUCUGGAUCAAGCGCACUGGCCGUUACAAGACGAUGGGGCUCAUCUCCGCUUGUACGAUAGCAUUGGUAUAUCUGCUUGUUUUCUUCCGUUGGCGAUACAGUUGUAGCCCGUGGGAGGUCUUAUACCUUCUCCCAUAUGGCCUUGCAAUGGGCGUCCUUUUUACAACCCAGUUCAGCGGCAUGAACGCAGAAGUACCGACAGACCGUGUGGGGCAAUGCAUCGGCACGUAUUAUCUGUUCCAGCAACUUGGACGCAUCCUAGGUCCAGUUUUCGGUCUUUCCUUGACGCAGCAGCUUUUUAAAGGCAGUCUGUGGAAGAGUCUGGGCCCAGUCCCCAAGAAACAAGAGCUCAUCCAACGCAUUUUGGACGAUGCGCGAUUCGCAAUCACACUCCCUAAGCCGACACAGCAGACUGUCCGCUUGAGCUAUCUGACCGGAUUCCAAGUCGUACCCCUCUUCGGUACACUGUGUACAGUUCUAUCUUUUCCGCUGAUGAUACUUGAUUGGGAGCGGUCAUAG
Messenger RNA from Aspergillus tanneri, 1254 nucleotides. RefSeq lists its product as uncharacterized. Gene Ontology annotation, biological process: basic amino acid transport; transmembrane transport. Lineage: Eukaryota; Fungi; Ascomycota; Eurotiomycetes; Eurotiales; Aspergillaceae. The record is from RefSeq and is a predicted model, not a curated record. Gene Ontology annotation, cellular component: fungal-type vacuole membrane. The transcript has 10 exons. Bases 1 to 1254 code for a protein of 417 amino acids. Gene Ontology annotation, molecular function: basic amino acid transmembrane transporter activity.